Entrophospora sp. SA101 is the source of this 261-nucleotide messenger RNA. Lineage: Eukaryota; Fungi; Glomeromycota; Glomeromycetes; Entrophosporales; Entrophosporaceae. The record is from the annotation of a GenBank genome assembly.
AUGGAUGCAUUAAAAGAAAAAGAGUCCUUGGAUAAAGAUUUUACAAAAUAUGUUAUUAUUGCAAAACCUAAUAAUUCUCAACAAAAUACAUAUUUAUGGUCUUCUGGAUUUGAGGAAUUUGUAAAAGACACACAACCAGAUGCAGUAGAUUUACUCAUUCUUUAUGAUAAAAAGGUUAUUGCAAUGUUAUUAUGUGAAUUUAUUGUAGUCAUAAAGACAAGAGACAAAAAGGAAUAUAAAGCAAAUUCAUUAUACAAUUGA